CCAUUGCGACACAGCAACAAGAUACUGCGUCAUCGCAGUUGCCAUGGGACAAACCGGACAAACGCGUUCAAGUCGAAUCAGAUCGAGCACCAAACAUCAAAAUGGUGAUGGCUGAGGCGGAAAAAAGUAAAACGUCAGCAUCCGAGCUGCAACAAAAUGCUGAUUCACGACAUGGUGACCCAGGCUUGGUAACAAUCGAAAAUCAACAAGAUGGCGGCCAUAGUCUCACCACCACACACGAAAGUGCUACACCAACAACGGGAACUUUCAAUAGCGAAGGGAGCAGUUUCGCAUCGAUGGCACCACAGCAACCGACGAUUUCAUUUUCGCAAGCAAACAGUAAAGAGCCGAUGAGUGCAUCGAAGCAAUCGGGCGUUGGUGUAGACCAAAACACACCACCACAGGCAAUGAAUGGAGCAUCGAACGAACAGCAGCAGAUUCGGAGGACAUUCCAGGACGAAUCAAACGAUUGUCAGCAGAUACACGGCACCUGGAGGAAUUUGAGCAUGCAAAACAGCACCACGACACAGUGGAAAUUUAUUCCUCCGUCCGCACCACACAUGGGGGGCCUACAUGAAGCCGCGGUGAAAAGCGCGAAGGCUCACCUCAAGCGCGUCAUAGGCGCACAACAGCUCACCUUCGAGCAACUGGCGACACUGCUAACUCAGGUGGAGGCCUGUCUGAAUUCAAGGCCACUGCUUGCUCUGAGCGACGACGCCACCGAUGAACUGGCACUAACGCCAGGUCACUUCUUGGUGGGCGAACCACUCGUCGCACCCCUGAGCCGUGACCAUACCUCAACAUCAGCCAAUAGGCUGAAAAACUUCGAGCUGAUGGGGAAAAUGGCGCAGGAGUUUUGGUCACGAUGGUCAAGCGAAUACGUAACAACACUCAUGGAAC
Molecule: messenger RNA, 900 nt
Organism: Sitodiplosis mosellana (orange wheat blossom midge)
Lineage: Eukaryota; Metazoa; Arthropoda; Insecta; Diptera; Cecidomyiidae
Exons: 2
Molecular function (GO): nucleic acid binding
Source: RefSeq, a predicted model, not a curated record